Messenger RNA from Aricia agestis (brown argus), 2742 nucleotides. It is a transcript of the gene Paip2, whose product is annotated as microtubule-associated protein 1B. The transcript has 9 exons. The record is from RefSeq and is a predicted model, not a curated record. Gene Ontology annotation, cellular component: cytoplasm. Gene Ontology annotation, molecular function: mRNA regulatory element binding translation repressor activity. Bases 383 to 1486 code for a protein of 367 amino acids. Lineage: Eukaryota; Metazoa; Arthropoda; Insecta; Lepidoptera; Lycaenidae. Gene Ontology annotation, biological process: negative regulation of translational initiation.
UCGUUCAAUAGUUCCCGCAUUUCGCUUUGAGUGCGAUAUUCACAUCGGUCGCCAUUUGCGCCAGUCGCCACGAACGCGGACUGAUAAGGUGUGUGUGAAAACUAUAAUUUUAGGUUACAAUAAGUGGCAAAAUUUUAGUUAAUUGUGCAACAAAAACGCAAUAAUUCAGUGGGAUCACAUCGUUUUACUAUAACAAUCGAGUAGCACCGAGGACAUCGUAUUUCCCCUGGGAGAGUCAUGAACAUAACAGAACACAGCAAACUUAUGAAACCAGUGCCUAUUACGUGUUAGAACUUAGAACGUUGAUACAGAUUUUUUUGUGAAGUUGAGUGUUUAUGAUUUGAUAGUCUAUGGUUAGUUUUAAAUUGUAAGUGUUGCCAGCAUGAAAAUACCAGAGACACCGGCUAACGUUGGAGCUUAUUACGGAAAUGAAGAGAAUGGCCAGUGGCAGCCUAACGGCGUGAUCCUCGACAGCGGCAUAGGCAGCGGCGACGCGGGAGUGCACAGAACUCCGGUAUACCCCGUACACAUACCCCGAGGACACAUACCCAGCUACGUGAUGGCGGGCGCGUACUACCCCCCCGCGUACCCCGCCGGCCCCCCGCCGCAGGACGACUUCGCCGACUACAUGUGGAUGGAGAACGAGGAUGAGUUUGAUAAACAGGUGAUGCAGCAGCUAGAGGAGGAGGCUCUGAUGGAGCAGUGCAUCGAGGCGAUGCUGGAGGACGAGCAGCGGGAGCGCCAGCGGCCCACGGCCAACGGACACAACCACUACCCCACGAGCAGUAACGGUGGCACGUCGAUAUCGCUGGAGGAGGCGGUGUCGCGGUCGACGCUCAACCCUCUCGCCGCGGAGUUCGUGCCCAGCUUCGGCGCCCGACAAACGGUCACAGAAGAGAAAACAGAACCAGCGGAAACAAAAACAGAAGGAACAGAGAGUAAAGAAGAGAGUCAUACACAGAGCGAAACAGCAGCGAGCUUAGAGAAUAAGGAGCAGAGUAGAACAGAAGAGCCCAUCCCCGCAUCAACAGAUCCACCCGAAGUGUCCGCAGCGGACGUCCAGCCGAUAGACGACAAGAAGGUCGCCAAGAAGGACGCGAAGAAGCAGGAGGCGAAGAAACCCGUGAAACCCGAGGCCAAGGCGAAGACGAAAGCCGUGGUCGCACGCGUGGAGACCAAGCCGCAGAAGAAGAAGGAGGUUAAAGCCAAGAGUGAGACGGAGGAGGAGGUCGCGCCAGCGGAAGAUACGACGGCGUCUCCCGUAGAAGAGUCUACGCCGGCAUUCAAGCCAAUUAACUACGCGGCGGCGGCGAAGGCCAACAAACCCAAAAAGCCGACAACGCCCCCCGCCACAGACAAGACCGCCCCGCCCCCCAAACUAGACGUCAAACCCAAGGCCGAAAAGACAGACAAGAAACCCCUGCCCAAGGACAAAGUGAAAACCGACAAGCCGCCCGCGCCACAGAGGAAAAACUCCGCGAAAUGAACCCCUGAGUGAGUUGAAUGUACAAAAUAUUCGAUACUGGCGCCACGUACACGGUUGUUUUUUUUUGCACUAGCGAUCACGGCCACGCCAGUAUGGUUAAAUUUUAGUUUUUUUGAUAGAGAAUAUUGUGAUACCCUAAGCAUUUUCUUUCUUCGAAAUUAAAAAAGUAAAAAAAAAAUAUGCUCCUAUUAAUAUAAGAAUAUAAAAAAUUAUUAUCAUAAGUUUUUAUUGAAUAAUGCGGUGUUCAAGAUGUGUAUCACGAGUGAAGUGUACAGCUAGGCUCCAAACAGCACAAACAAUAUAAUAUCACCAGUAAAUUUUAAGACCAUAAACCAUGAUUUUGGAAUGGUAGUGCAAAAUGUGCUCGUAGACAUUUAGAUAAUAAUGUAUGUUUAUCAAUGAUUUAUUUUAUAUUUUUAAAUAUUUUUGUGACUUUGUGUUAUAACAUCCGUUCCAAUCUAAUUUAGUCUAUAAGUAAAUAAUAGCCUGUUAUGCUACGAAUAUAAGGUGCAGUGUAAUAUCCAUUGACACUUUUGUCAAAUUGUUUACAUUUAUAUUAAAUUAGAUUAGAUUGGAAUAGAGAUUACAAAGUGAUUUUUUUAAUAUCUUAAAAUUAUUGUGGCUACAGUGUGGGACCACAAAACGCCUUUGUCGUUAAACAAAAUCACAUUCUAUGCAUAAGCCUACCGGCUGUGGAGCCCCAUGUUUAACUGUUCUUCGUCUAUCCAGUCUUUUACCUAGUCGUGAAGUUUUGGUGUAAAUAUUUUUUAAAGAUUACGUCGAGUCUCCUUAUAAUUUGGCGUCCUACGACUGCAUGUUUCAUAAGCUUGUAUGUGAUUUACAAAUGUAGGUUUUCCUCCAAAAGUAUAUUGCUUCAAUUGCGACACUAACGGGCAACACGGGCCACUGGCCACAACCACAAAACGCCGCCACAGGCAUAUUUCAUAACUUUUUUUCUGCACUUUCCGCACAUGCCGGUGGCCGCAACACCUUGUAUGAAAACUUCAGGAAAUAUUCAUGUGGGGGCGUUUUGUGGUUGCGGCCGGUAAUCCGUGUGCAGCGACCCUGAAAUCUUGAAGGCUGCACUAUUAAAUAUGUAGAUGUAAGGCUGUCCACUAACCAUAUAGAGUAAAUUGUGGCUAUGCAUAUAGCACAUAGUAUGUAUAGGCGAGUAUAGUAUACAAAGUGGCUACUGAAACAGGCACGGCUCCAGCGGGACUGGACUGGCUGCAAAUAAAAUACGAGUUUAGCGACAA